Haplochromis burtoni (Burton's mouthbrooder) is the source of this 3320-nucleotide messenger RNA. It is a transcript of the gene peak3, whose product is annotated as PEAK family member 3. The coding region runs from base 912 to 2687 and encodes 591 amino acids. The transcript is spliced from 4 exons. NCBI's taxonomy places the organism in Eukaryota, Metazoa, Chordata, Actinopteri, Cichliformes, Cichlidae. Gene Ontology annotation, biological process: protein phosphorylation. Gene Ontology annotation, molecular function: protein kinase activity. The record is from RefSeq and is a predicted model, not a curated record.
UGUGUGCAUGUGAGGAGGGUUUCAUACAUGUCUCCGUUUAUCAGUUGCAUCACACACGUUUCAUCACGCCUACCUAAAUAAUCAAACCUUGUCCCCUGUAGUCAGGUGUUGAUGCUGUCACACGGUUGUUUUUCUGUGCUGGCAGAGUGCGGUUGUAAGAUUAAACUUUCUGCAGUCAUUCAUGUAAUCAGAAUAUGAAUAUGAAUUUCCUGUGUUUCCUGUCGCACUGUUUUCUCUUCAGGUGCACUUUAGUGUCAGUAUUUGUGAUCAGUAAACUAUCCCUGGAUCAAGUUAAGAUUAUAUUCCAGACAUUCAUUCAAAGAGAUUUAAGGAACACCAACAGAAACACGGGCAGAUGUUUAUCAGAAGGCAGUUAUUUGGUGUUUCCACCUGCACAAAUAUGUUUUCCUUCCAUUUAAACCAGCGGUAGCAAGUACUUCAGAGAGCAGCGCAUGCAUGAAAGCUACAAGUGCAUCGGGCACAUGAGAAAACCUAAACAGCACAUGCAGAUCAACUGCAACUGACAGAAGGGAGCAAAAAUGAGUGCAUGCUGAAGGUGCUCCGCUGUAACUGCUCUUCCCCAUUUUGACAAGCUGAGGUUAGCUCAGAGAGCAGCUUUGCCCUCAGAACAGACAUAACUUUUCCGGUGCCAACCUCAAAGUCUAACUAGAAACGAUUAGAACGAAAGAUAAGCAGGGCAGCCUCAAGAAGACACAAGUUUGCUUUAAAAAUGUGCGACUACACGUGUGUGACUGUGAGAGGCAGCGAAACGCAGCAGGGGGAGUAACUGAAGCGGAUGGGAAGUGUUUUAUACUGACUGAGCUGGCCCCCUGAGCUUCACAUGCACUCAGUUCAGUGACAGAAGCAAAGUGUGAGAGAAGUGGAAGAGCGGGUUAGGUGUUAGAUUCCCGAUGGCGUCUGCUUCAAGCAGCAGAGUGGAUGAGCAGCCGCCGGCACUGCCUGUCAAACAGCACAGGCAUUCCAGCGUGGAGUCUGACUGCAGCCCUGGGGUACCACAGCAUCAAAGUUCCGCAUACAACGAUGUCUUUCCUGAACCCACCGACUGCAAUGCAGCCCAGUGCCCCAUACACCAACGCUACGAUCCGUGCAGACACCUGGAGAGAUUUUACUCUGAUAUCAACCCACCGCCUGUCCCGAAGAAGAGGUUACAUCGUGCUUUAUCCCUCCCGCCCACCAAUGUGCCUUCGUUGCCUCACACGUCACCCUUUUCUCCUCUGCAAAGAUUCCCCCAGAACUUUGACAAUCCGCUGUACAUGAUGGCACCCAAACAAGAUCUUUUUUUCUCAGAGGAGCUAGAAGAGUUUAAACCAUCCACGAGCAGUCCUGUCUCCGUAGUGUCCUUCUCCCAGCUGUCGUUUGACACUCCGGACGAAGAUCUUCCCUACAUCUUCCACAGCUUUGUCGACCAGGGGGUUGUUUCUCAUGGGAUUCAGCAUCGCCAUCUACUCUUUCUUAGAAGCAUGGCACAGACUGUGGAGGCAAGGAAUCUGCUAGAGGGCUCUAGAAGGGAUGUGAGCUCAUACCAGCCUCAGGAUUUCCUCUUGCAUAAGGGCAGCCAGCCAAAGAAGAUUGGAAACAUGACUUACUACAGCCUGCACAGCCCAAAGUUCCCACAGAGAGUGCUCGGUUUAAGGGUACACAAACACAUUGAUGAGGUUUUCUCCACUCAAAUCCAGCGGCAGCCGCCACACGUCAACGUGCGAGAUGUUAUUACUUAUUUCCCAACCAGCAACAGCUACAGAACCAGUGAAACUCGAGAUCCUGCUAAUCCACCAGGUGGAAGCAGCACUGAGCGUGCAGCAGAAGCCACGAACCUCUGCAAGCUCACAGUUCAGUCUUUCCUCCAGAAAGGCCAGGCCGUGAGCGUGGAAAGAGACCUGCCACACGCCAGCCUGGAUGAUUUUGUUAAAGACAGCAGCUCGCUGCAGAGCACAGACUCUGUGCGUUAUUAUAGACAGGUGUGUGCUCUGUUGCUGCAGAUAUUAAUGGGUACACACCAUCUAUACAGUAAGAGAGGCACUGCAGCUGAGCUCAAACCCCAGGAGAUCCUUCUAGUGUGGCCCGAUGGGAAGAGGGACAAGGCAGAAAACAACUUGAAUAAGGACGCCUCUGAGGAGAAGGAAGAAACGGAGUGGGUAAACACUCCAGAAAAAGGGAGGAUUCAGACGUUAUGGAAGACGAGAGGCUGUCCUCGUGUGGUGCUAAAGCCACAGACUUUCGCUCAACCCCUCACCUCCAUCAAAUCUCAAAUUACAGCUUUAAUCCAGGCCUGCUGGCAAGAGAGUGCGACAUCUCCGGGUUCAGUACCAGAUGUUUGCAAAUCCUCCUACCAAAAAGGGCUUCUUCAUCUGUCCUCUCUGCUUGAGAGCGACAGCGGGGCUCAGAUGGUGGACAUGGUAGCCAUGCUUCAGGUGCUCCUCUGGGGCCCACACGUCUCUAUCUUCAACCAAGGAGGCCCUGCAGCCACCAUUAUACAUAACUGGCUGACAGUCAAGCGGGCGCUGCUGGUUAUGAAGUUGGCCGAAAAGGGGCUGAUCGAGGAUCGGUCUCUUCUGGACUGGGAGGACUGUAUGUGCUUGCAGUAUCUGUCCUUUACAGACUCUGAAACAGUUGCGAGUGUGGCCAAUGAGCUGUGGCACACAGUGAACGCUGAGCAAAGUUUAUAGUCGAUAUCAAAGGAGUCCGUCGUUAUCACCCGACUGAAAGGGAAAAACAGUCCAGAUUGAGGAAUAAUCCACUUCAGUGCAUUCUCCUUCAUCAGCUGUUCAUGUGCUGCACUUCCUAAUGUAAAACUAGUCUAUUAAAAAGACUCCACUGGUUUAAAAAAAAAAAAAAAAGGCUGUUUUAUCAACUUCAUCUGACUCUUGUGUCAGUUUUUGUCUGUACACUUUACUUCUGUCUAGUUAUUGGGUGGGUUUCAAGUUAAAAAAAAAAAGAAAAAAAAAAGGUGUGAAGGUGGGGCAUGGUUUCUGUUCUCAAGACCUUCACAAAAAUACUGUGUGUAAAUGAAUGCGACUUCAUGCAGGUUGUUGACUUUCUGAAGGGGAUUAACCUUAUUCCCCGUAUCCCAAAUCAAGACGUUACGAAAUGCAGCCAGGAGCUUACACAACUACUACUGGCUCUAGCUUUGGCUAACACAACUAAAUGCUUUCUCCUUUUAGAGGGUGUAAUUAUGUUUCAUGACACCACAGAAACCACAGUUUAAGGUGAGCACUUUUAUUUAGUACAGUUACAACAUGCACGUCCCUAUCAAGUGUAUCGAAACAAAUUAAAAUCAUGCACACAUUAAAAAAAAAAAA